CUUAUUUUUAUAAAAUGUCAUCCAAAUAUCGAAAACCGACGAACUUAGUCAUUAUGAAUACCUUCCGAACUUUUUACUAAGCCGAAAUCCGUGUCAUUAAUUAGAGACUAAAAUUUAUUAUUAACAGUUUGUUUAAAUGUUAGAAAUAAUUUAUAUUAGGAUAUAAAUAUCCCUAUUUAAUUGAAGUGUCAAAAUUCAAAAGCAUAAUAUCUUGAAAUUACAUUACUGUUGCUACUACAUAAUAUCCAUUGAUCAAUUUAUCAUUUCAUUAAAUAAUUCAAGUUCAAAGGUCAGAUUCUUUCCAAAGUAAUAGCACCGCUGGACUGCCACAGUACUUCUAUAACUAUAGUUCUUCAUAACAGUCAACUGAAUAAUAUAUAUUUCUCUUAUUAUAGUUAUUGAUUGAUUGUCUUGACUCAGUAAAGCUGCUGCUCCAACUUUCUAUUUAUAUGUUACAUAGAUAGACUCGCGUGACGUUACUCUAUUACUAUUAUAUUACCGUAGCAAAGGCAGAGGAUGUCUGAAGAUGCACCAGAUGAGAAGUGUCUUGAAAACUAUCAAUAUUCUUUUAGGAAAGACAUAAUUAGGUAAGUCUUUCUACCUAUAAAAGUAGACUUAGUAGUACAUACUGAAUUAUUCACUAAAUUUUAUAUUUAAUUAUGUGAAUAUGACAUGAUAUAUUGGAUAUAUUUAACUACUUAUCCACUUACCAGUGGCGUCACUUGGGGGGUGCGGACAGCACUGUCACUGGUUGACAACCUUACAACUCCAGGGAAGACACAAAUGGUUAAUUAAUGAUAAUUUGUUAGAGCUGCUCGAUUCGGGUGCAUAAUAUAUCAAUUCUAAGUUUAAUUUAAGAGCAGGAUGCUAUCAGUCAGACUUAUCAUUAUCAUGCAUCUUAUUUUGCACAAAAACCCAGAGUUUUGGGGCAAAUCAUUUGUCAUUUGAAAGAGAUGCUUAUAACUAUAAAUAAAAAAAGGGAUAUAUUAUACUAAUUAUAGUUAAUAAGUUAUAGUCCACUCAUUAAUCAUUCCUCAUUAAGCCUACAAAUAUUUCCCACAAUUCUGUGGCUUAAUGUGAGAGGAGCUUUUGAAAAAUGAAACUUAUAAAGAACUAUUUGCGAUUAACCAUAGAAAAGUCCAGGCUUUCUGAUCUUCCUAUUGUGUUAACUGAAUGUGAUAAGUGAAAGAAUGUUGAUUUUGAUGAAUUGAUUGACAGGUUUGAUCUUUGAGGACCAGGAAAGUAAAAGCUGUAACUGUUAUUAAAUGUUAAGUUAAAUGUUUCAAUAAAAGUAAUUUUGUUGCUUUUAACUUUUGUAAAAUGCCAAACACAAAGCGAUUCUUUAUGAUCUGGUUACAAAUCAAUCUGUGCCAGUAGGGGUUGGGGAGAUAUUCGUUGGGAGGGGUGGCACUAUGAGUUUACUCCAUGGGGUGAUACCAACCCUUGUGAUGCCUCUGCCACUUAAUAUAAUCAUUCAUCAUCAUGUCCUACUGAGACGCUGGUGCUUGAAGCUACUGCCAAGCAAGGAAUGCCACUUCUGUCUAUCAGUUGUUGCUAAUGAUUCCUUUGCAGUGUACUUUGGAAGCAAUCUGCAGAUCCUGCCUUCUCUAAAUUAUACUUCAUAAGACAUCUUUUGGACUUGGUCUACCAGGACAUCUUUUUCACUGGGCUGUCCAUCAUAGUAUAUUGUUGUCCUAAAUCUCAGUUCUUUAUUGGAUAUUGUCUUUUUCCAGAAGAUUCUAUGGAUCCUUCUUAAGCAUUGCACCUAGAAAACUUUUCCAGCUUCUGUUCUGAUAUGCUUUGGGUCUUCCUGCACUUUGAAUUUGAUCUAUACUCAAGGCAUUUCUUUAAACCAGGGGUAACUUUUUAAACAGAGUGCCAGUUCACUGUCCUUUAGAUACUGUUGGUGGCUAGACUUUAAUUUGAAGAAAAAAAUGAAUAUGAACGAAUUCCAAUGCCCAUUGCACAUAUCUUAUUUGUUUUGCAAAAAACAGGAAAAAUCAAUAAAACAUUUAAAAUAAAAAACAAUUUUAAUCAACAUCAACUUUUUAGUAUUAAAAUGGGAAAUAUUUUUUGGAUAAUUAAGAACAAUUAGCAAUAUUACGAUUAUAUAUAUAUAUUGUAUUUCAUAUAUUAAUUUUUAAACAUAAUAUAAAUUAUAUUUUUAAAAUCCUGAAAUCAAAAAGAAAAGAAUACAUCUUGAAAUGAUUUUUGCAUUUGAGACAAAAUUAAAUUCAAAUUAGUAAUGCCUACAUUAAAGUUUAUAAUAGUUAUAAAAUAAUGUUGACUAAAUCUAGUGGCGUAUGAAGGAGGGUGCAGAGGGGCAGUCUGCGCCAGGCUGCACUUUUUUCUUUAUAUGGAAUAAGGAUGGGUGGCACUUUUGGCCAAAUACAGUGGGUUUUUCCUAGAAAGCCCGGAAAGGGUGGAGGUGGGUGUGGGGGCAUCAAAUUUCACAGUGCUCUGGGCAGCACUAACCCUAGUUACUCCAAAGAUUAAACCUUAUCUGAGGAAAUGGUGUUUGAAAGGAAGACAAUAGGUUUUUUAACUAAUUAUUCAUUGAAUAUAUAAUGGCAUUCAACUAUCAUUUCAAAUGCUGUAAGCACCAAAUUGAUAUUAAAUUUAAAAAAAACAAAGGUCUAAUUUUGCCCAUUAUUUAAGGGAACUACUGACCCAUAAUAUAUUUAUUCUAUUUUUUGAACAGCAAUAAAGUGGCGUUCAUUACGGGAGGUGGUUCAGGCAUUUGUUUCACCAUUGCAGAAAUUUUGAUGAGGUAUUGAGAAAAGUUGAGAACCUCUUUAUAUACUGACCUUGAUUUUUCUCUGUCAUUUCUGAAAAUAUGUUGUGUUUUAGAAGUUCACUUGUUUGAUGUUCAAUUUUAACUAUUUAUCAUCCAUCAUUAUUGAUUUUUUUUUUCCUUUUUAAAUCCUUAUUGGUAUUAUUAUUACAAAUUUUAAGUCAAAAGUAACGAAAAGCAAGGAAAGACCUGUUUGCAAAUAAUUCAAGAUUGCAUUAGUAUAGAAAACUGAACAUCAAAUUUCAGACAUGGAUGUCAUACUGCUAUUGCUGGCAGGAAUCUGGAUCGUCUGAAAAAAUCUUCCCAAACUCUUAGCAAGACAACUGGACGCAGGUGUCUGCCUGUACAAAUGGAUGUUCGAAAAGUGAGUUAAUUUAUUUAUAGUUAAUUUUUUGGUUCAGCUAUUGAUAAUCAUGGUGGAGCAAAUUGCGAUCAGUGGCCAUUUUUUAAUAACAUCUUUCUAUACUCUGGUGUCCCAACUACAGUAAUUAAAAAACAGCAACAAUUAUUUUGCUGAACUAUAAAUCUGAUGAUUUAUGACUUAAUGACUUAACCAUAACUAAGCUAUACAGGAGAUAUAAAGCACAUAGGGGUUGAUUGAGUUACUUUGUUUAUGGAGGACAAGAUUUUCAAAUCUCUGUAUCAUUUAACUAUGAAUUACUAUAUCAAUGGCUAACCAUAACUGAGGAAUACAGGAAAUUAAGUUUAUGUUGAAAAUAGUAGUUGAGAAAACAUUAGACUUGCUAAUCUGGAUUCUGCUAUAUCAUGGAUAACUGUUUCUAUUUCUUUGAAGACAUUUUUAACUACUUCCGUACAUCUUGGUGAGGUGAGAAAUCAGCUGCUCAGCCGUAGCAUAAUCCUAGAAAAAUAUUUUAACCUUUCACAUUUUAGUAGAUCACCCAUUUACCAAUUAUGUAUUCAAUACAAUUACAUGUAAUUAAAAUUUCAAAUAUGCCAAGAAUUAAAAUAAAAUGACUGCUAUCAGAGGCCAUAGGGAAAUUUCCAAAUGGCAAAUGUUUAUUUUGUUGAUACAUACCAAUGCAAAUUGCAAAAAUGCAAAGUGUAAACAAUAAUGUAAUCUUCAUCAUAAGCAAAGCUUGUUAAAAGUUUUUCUGUUUGGUAUAUAAAAUAUAAGUUUAAGUGCAUAUGGUAAGUUUAUUUAAUUUAAAAACAAAGUUAAUAUUUGAUAAAUUGUUUACAAAAGGUAUUCUUCUUCUUCUUCUAUAUAUUAAGGGCCCACGAUCAAUUUAUUGAUCAUUUUUGGCUCCUAUGCACGUAGAGGGGAUUUGCAAUGUUUCUGUAUGACACCCCUCAACAAAAAAAAGUGUUGUUUUUUGGUUUGUUUUUUGAGGGUGGCUAGUUUUAAAUUUGUGUAUUGGUGACUGGUUUGUAUGUUUGUGCGAUUAGUGACAGGAGAGAAUUUUAUUUACAUUUUUGCAGGAAAAUACUAAAGAUGCUGGCUAUAUAGAAAAUAUGUCUCUUUUUAUAAGUCUUCUAUAAUGCAAAACUAAAAAAAAUGUGUAGUUGAAAAGUGGAUAAAUAAUUUGAAAACCUGGCUGUCAUUUAUUAUUUCUGGUUAAGAAAUUGUAUUUGUUUAUUAAAGAUAAGUCUAAGAUUAAGCAACUGCUAACAAUAAUGCUUUUUCCAUCCACGUUAAAUUUUAAUAACAGCCCCAAGAAGUCAUUACUGGAGUUGAAGCAUGCUUGCAAGAAUUCGGUCGUAUUGAUAUACUCAUCAAUGGUAGUAAUUUAUCAUCUUUAUUUGUUUGUUUUCUGUUGAAAUUACUUUAUGGACUUGACAACAUACAAACUGUCUUACACCAAUAUCUAUUUCCAUCACUUGUUUUGAAAGCUAGCUGCGAAGCAUCAGACCCUUGUAGCGGUAUUUUAAGCAGGUGACCCAUUUAUAUGUAAAAGUCUUUUUCUAGAGAACUUGUCAAAGCAAUGAUAUAAAAAAUAAGUUAAGUAAACAAUUAUUAAAUACUGUGUUACUUUUCAUUUAGAGUUACUUUAUUCUAAAACAUAAUUUUUAAAGAUAUGUGCUCAACCUUGUAAAACUUAAAUUAAAAUACUAUUAAUGUAAAACAACGGCUCUGCAGUUUGAAACUUUAGGCAGAGCCUCACUUGUUCAUUUAUUAAAUAAUAAUAAUAAAGCAAAGAAUAAAGAAAUUUAGAGGUGCUACAUAAAAUAAAUAAACAUGGUCUUGUGGGAGUACAUGAUCCAGAUUACUUUGGGAGGUUAAACAAUUUAUUAGUUAUUAACAGGGGACAAAACGCUGAAAAGUCUACAUAUAUCAUUUGAAAGCAACUACGAUGUUUAUUUCAUAGAAUUUCUUUAACAUCUUUCAGGUGCAGCUGGCAACUUCUUGUGUCCCCUUGAGUCUAUGUCUUUCAAUGCCUUCAAGACUGUUUUAGAAAUCGACACACUUGGUACAUACAACGUCAGCAAAGUUGCUUAUGAUAAAUAUUUUAAUGUAAGUAGGAUAAGUCAUAGCAAUACUUAUUUUUAUUUCAAUGAUCUUUAUUUGUAGUUUAGUAUAUUUCUGCAAGUGCAGGAUUUCUUUCAAUUAAAGUGCAAAUAUCUCUUAAACAAGUGUUUCCCAACCUUGGGUUGUCCCCCCGUCAGGAGUGCUAAGAAAAAUGAUUGGAAAUAGCAGAUGGCUUUUUAAUUUCUCUAUUAACAGUUUACUUGGUGUAAUAAGUCACACAUUUUAUCCCCUAGUUUCUUUAGUUCCCUUUGAAAUUCUCUUAACAAAAUUUUAAAGCAUUUCUUUUGUAGGAGCUGUGAGAUUUAGUCAAAGAGUCUGUAGGGGGUAUGCAAUAUAGAAAAGGUUGGGAAACACUGCCUUAAAUCGAGAAUUGAACUCUUGGUUCAUUUUACCUGGUCUGUUGUUGAUCAUGAGGUAAGGUCUAUACUGACUUCUGUCCUCUCUCAGACUCAUAAUAAGCAUAGCUCAGUUAUAAAAAAUGCAGAAAUUAUAAUUUUUCAUUCAUUGCAAGACAAAAAGAUAAUUUUGAGCUGUGUCUUUCCAUUCUUAUCAUACUUGCUGACAACUAUACUUUUGCAGGCCAAUGGUGGUGUUAUUAUCAACAUUACAGCUACACUGCAUUACAGAGGAACAGUUUUACAAGCACAUGUUGGAAGUGCAAAAGCAGCCAUAGGUAAAUUAAAUUAAAACAUUUGCUAUUAAUUAAUUCUUAUUAAAUACCGUCACUACUUAGUUAAGUUUUAUUCUAAACUUAUAAUUUUUUUAAUUAAUAUUUUUAAUUAAAUACAUCUUUUUGCAUGGUCAGCAUUUAUUCUUUAACUGCAUUUCUUAGAAAGGCUUAAGAAAGUAGUAAAACUUGAGAUGCUUAAAUUUUUUUAAGAGGCUCUAACAAAACAUCAGGCCCUGGAGUGGGGACCACAAGGUAUUCGAGUCAUCUGUGUGGCACCUGGUCCUAUAGAUGAUACAGAAGGCAUGAGGCGCUUAGGUAAGUCUUUCACACAUAAACUUUACUCUAACAUCGGGGAACAGUCGUAUUUUCAGUGAUUUACUGUUAUCUUUCAAAAUAAAAAAGUUAGUCACCACAAAGAAAUAAACAAGAAACCUUCGCAUAAUUUUGAAAUAAAAGCUGAAAAUUAUAAUGAGUUAAUUGGAAUUAUUGUAAUAAAUAUUAUAUUACUAAAGAUUUAAAGGUAGACCAAGUGAAUUGUAAAUUCUAAUUUUAAUAGUAGGCCAAAUGAAUUGUUACAAAUUGUAACAUUCCAAUUUUAAAGUAGGCCUAAUGAAUAAACGUUCCAGAUUUGGACAAGUUCUUUUGAUGGAUUAAUAUGUUAAGUUUACUAUUGUGUGUAGCCAUUAUAAAAAUUGUUUAUCAUUAAAAACCAUGUUUGGUAAUUCCUUAGCUUAAUAAAAACUAUGUUAUCAAUAUUAUUAAUGUUAUUAUGUUAUCAAUGUUAUCAAUAUUGGAAUAGUAAUUUUUUUUAGUUGACAAGACGUAACAUUAGUCGCAUAAUACAUUUUGAUAUUUUUUAGGAUUCAUUAUUUAAUUUAACUCUUCCCUAGAAGAUGGCUAUUUUACCUUUGUCCUUCUUUUAUUGUAGGAGGGGGAGUUCCUAAGGAAAUCAUCAACAAUAGCAUCCCUAUAGGUCGCAUGGGAACAAAGCGAGAAAUCGGGGAAAUAUGUCUAUUUCUUGUGACAGACAUGGCUGGCCUGAUCACAUCCUCCACAAUAAUCGCUGAUGGGGCUUCUUGGUUGUCUGACUCCGACACACAGAGAAGGAUGGAAAUGUUUAGAAGUCUGAAAGGAAAACUCUAGGGAGAUAACUAUUCUCUUUGUAUUGAAAGGAAAACUGUAAGGGGAGAUAACUAUUCUCUUUGUAUUGAAAGGAAAACUCUGGAGGUGAUUAAGUAUUCUCAUUGUAUUGUGAAUUUAACAUGGGAUAUGCUGACUUCUCAUAAGGUUAACUUUUUAACAUUCUCUGUAUUCAAGACUUAUGACAAGGCUCAUAUGUGUAUACUGAUGAAGAAAUCCAGCUUAAGACAAGAAAUACAUGGGGGGGGGGGAUUUAUUUUUCCCCCACGACUUGAUUUCAGAUUGAAGACAUAAUGUACAGGCUUUUUGGGGUUUGAGCUGAAACUUUGUCUGGCACAGUGCUGAUGUUUUCAGACAUAUUUUCUUAUGUAGAUGUUAUGUAAUACAUCCUGAAACUUGUCUGACACAGUGCUGAUGUUGUCAGACAUAGUUUCUUAUGUCAAUUUAUGCAUACAGUUUUCUAUUGUUCAGAUUUUAUUUCUUUUUUUUUUUUAAAUUUCAAUCUCAGCCAUUCAAGAACUCAUUGUUACCAAUUUAUCCAGAUGAACAUUGAAUAUAUCUAUGCAUGUAUACAUUUUUCCAAUUUAAAAAAUGUGAACAUUUCAAAUAAUUAAAAUAUUUUUUUUAAAA
Lymnaea stagnalis (great pond snail) is the source of this 7722-nucleotide messenger RNA. The record is from the annotation of a GenBank genome assembly. Lineage: Eukaryota; Metazoa; Mollusca; Gastropoda; Lymnaeidae.